CGGUUGACCCUCUCCGUUUAAGGAAAGGCAAUAAUGACCCUUCUUAGUUAGCUAAUAGCAAUAAUGGCCUGGUGUGGCCCAGGUUAGCAAAAGGUAAUUGGCCAGACCAGCUGAGGUUCUUUGGCCUCGAUUGAUGAAAGGCAGUAGGCCCAAACCGGUUUAGUGAAGGCUAUGGGUUCGUCUCUUUAGUGGAACGCAGUGGCCAACCCUGGUUAAGAGGGAGACAGAGGCAGUAACCCUAACCCGGUUAAGGGGAAGGCGAAGAGGAAGGCCGUGGCUGGACCCGUUAGGAGAAGGCAUUGGGGUCGACCUGGUCAGGAAAGGCAGCAGACCUUAUCUCAGUUAGCAGAGGGCAGCAGAAGGCAGAGGAACCCGAUUUACCGGAAAGCUGGUGACCAGCCCACUUGAGUGAAAAGGCAAUGGGCCAACGUGAAGGCAGCUGCCGUGCCCCAGUUAGGGAAAAGCAGGCAGUUGACCAGCCUUGGUGAAUGGAAUAGUUAGGAAAAAGCAAUAGGUGCAUCUGGUUUUAGCAGAAUGGCUGGCCGAUUGUGGGAAAGCAGGUGGCUUCUCUUUUAAGGCAGGAUCUGUGUGGAUUUCCACAAGAUCGGGCCUGAAAGGUUGCAAAAUGCAAGGCCCCAGUGGCCCCUGACAUAGACUCCUUGGUUUCCUUGGAAUAGGCCUUCAGAAUGGGGACAGAAGCCUCUGCCUCACCGGAGCAUUUCACUAAGAUAAAAGGCACGGAUCUGAUUCAGGAAAAGGCCAAGGAGAGCGAUGUAGACAAGGUGUCUAGGCUAAAGGAGAGACAGAGCAGCUGUGGCCUUGAGGUGGAUUGUUCCUAUGGUGUCCUUCAAGCCAAGAUUGUGGAAGGAGAGUUGGAAUUGACGCCCCAAACCCAGGAGAAUGAGAAGCACAUACUGACGCUACAAACCGUGCAUUUUGCCACGGAUGAAAUGGACCACCAGGAGAUGACUGUGGAGCCGGCAGAAGGGAUGCAUGUCAUGGUGCAGCAGGGAGAGAGUGGUUUGCAGUCCUUGCUAGUGUUGCAGCAAGACAUAAAUGUUGAGUCAGAGUUAAAUGAGAUACCACACCAGAAUUUGCACCACUGUGUUGCAAUAAGCAUUCAGGAAGAGGUCUUUUCACUUCAUGAAUUGGAGGUGAUGGAGAUUAAUGUUGUAGAAGAAAGUGUUGAAAUUUCCAGUGAAGAAGAUAAAUUGACAGUUAAUCCACCAUUAGAUGAAAACACAGAAUCGGUAAAGGAUGAAGGCAAAGAUAUAUACAGGGCUGAAGAUGAGGUCCCUCAGCUUUGUGAAGAAAGAGAAAUUACUGACCAAAAAGAAGGUUUAUUUACCUUUGAUAAACUAAGAGAGGGAGAAAAAGAAGAAAUCAUUCUAUUACCAGCCAACUCCGAAAUUGAAGAACAUGAGGAUAUACCUUCUUCAGAACAAGACACUGAUGAGGUUUCUGGAACUGCAAAGAAUCAAGCAAAGACAAAGGAUGUAAAACAGACCUUCCAUUGUGAAAUCUGUAUUUUCACCUCUUCUAAAAUCUCAUGUUUUAAUCGUCACAUGAAAACUCACUCUGAUGAAAAACCCCAUAUGUGCCAUCUCUGUCUGAAAGCCUUUCGUACCGUUACCCUUUUGCGGAAUCAUGUGAAUACACAUACAGGAACCAGACCAUAUAAAUGCAGUGACUGUGACAUGGCAUUCGUGACUAGUGGUGAACUUGUGCGGCACAGGCGUUAUAAACACACACAUGAGAAGCCAUUUAAAUGUACGAUGUGCAAAUAUGCUAGUGUAGAAGCAAGCAAAUUGAAGCGUCACAUACGUUCACAUACUGGAGAACGUCCUUUUCACUGUUGUCUCUGUAACUAUGCUAGUAAAGAUACCUACAAGCUAAAAAGACACAUGAGAACUCAUUCAGGUGAAAAACCUUAUGAAUGCUACGUCUGCCAUGCCAGAUUCACCCAGAGUGGGACCAUGAAAAUUCAUAUACUGCAGAAGCACAGUGAAAAUGUCCCCAAACAUCAGUGCCCACAUUGUGCUACAGUCAUUGCAAGAAAGAGCGACCUCCGUGUCCAUUUGCGAAACCUACAUUCCUAUAAGGCUGCAGAAAUGAAAUGCCGUUACUGUACUGAUGUAUUUCACGAACGCUAUGCUCUCAUUCAGCACCAGAAAACUCAUAGAAAUGAAAAAAGGUUUAAAUGUGAUGACUGCAGUUACGCCUGCAAACAGGAGAGGCACAUGAGAGUACAUAAACGUACCCACACAGGAGAGAAACCAUUCACCUGCCUUUCCUGCAACAAAUGUUUCCGGCAGAAACAACUUUUAAACGUUCACUUCAAGAAAUAUCAUGAUAAAAACUUCAUACCAACUGUUUAUGAAUGCCCCAAAUGUGGCAAAGGUUUUUCACGAUGGAAUAAUAUGCGUAAACAUUCAGAGCUCUGUGAAGUGAUAAGAGGAAAGGCUGUUCAAUCAGCAAAAGGAAGAAAAACUAAAAAGAAGAAACAGAAGGGCCCAAAACAAGAUGUAAAGGAAGAAGUUGAGCAGAUGCCAAUUGAAGAUAUUUCCAAUGUAAACAUAGAACGUCAUACAAAUGAGAUUGUUCCUGUCGGGUAUGGAAUAGCAACAGAUGUUGCUGAAGAACAGAAAACAGAAGUGACUUGUGAAAUGAUCCUCAACAUGAUGGAUAAGUGAUGCAGAUUAAAGUUUUGUGCUUCCUUUUAGUACCUCAUUUUUAAUUAAAGGGUUUUUUCAGUGUCUUAAUCUAAACACAACAUUACCACAUGGUUAUGACAAUUUAUUUUAAAGAACUUUUCUAAAGUUUGUAGUAGGGCCUAGAAUUGCUUAUUUACUAGGGUAGUAUAAGAUUUUUAAAAAACUAUUGAAGUUCAUUUUAUUCAUACGAGUUUUGUGAAGGGCUUAUAUUCUGAGUCAAAGCAUCUUAAUUUGAAAGGCAUUAACUCAUUCAGGUAUCACCUUAAAUUUUUUAGAUAUUAGAUUAAUAGAGUUGCUCUUUUGAUAGUAGACCAAAUUUAAUGUCAUCUUAUCGUAGUAAGUAGUCAAAGCCUGAGUUUUUUCUGUUUAUUUAGAUACAUGUACCCACAGUAUUUCCAAACAAUUUAUGUUGAUAAAAAUGUAUAGCACUUGGAAAAGUUAACAUACCUCUUCUGUAAAAGCUGACACUGCCAUGAACUUUAAAUUACUAUUUUUGGUGAUAAUGCUUUUAUUUAAAUCAUCUUUAAACUACACAGUAGUUUAAUUUCCUUUUAUGAAAUAACUUGAAAAAUGACUCCAUAUGAAAUGAAAAAUGAUAAAAGGAUAAGCCUAGAAAACAAUGAAGAAUAUAUGUGGAGAAGUUUUAAAAGAGACUCACUUUUUAGAAUUUUUAUUAUCUGUUAAUUAUGUUUUAGGCAGAUGUAAAACUCCCCUAAACUCAAUACCAGAUAGUUAAGCUAUCACCUACUUGUACAUCAAUUCAUACUUAUAUUGUUAUUUAAGCUAAUUUAUAUUUCUGCAAAUAAUUGGCAAAAUAUAAAAUAUUAAUUAUAUUUGUGAAACUACCUACUUCUGAAAUUUUUAUUUUAUUUUUAACUUGUCUGUUGAUAUGGGAAUAUUUGACCUACUUUCUCAUAGCAUGGGACAUGUAAUUUCAUUUCUAUUUCAAAUUAAUUGUUAUAUUUCUAUAUGAUGAGCCAAAUUUUUCUCCUUUCCAUUAUUAAACAGUUACUUUUGAUAUAUUUAAGCAGGCUUUUUUUCAGUAUUUCAGAAUCAUUGAUAAGUCAAUUCAAAUCCUUAGAUUUUCACAAGUUCUUUAAAGUGUUUCAAAUUUAGAAGCUCUACACAUGUUAGUAUAUGUCAGCAAAUGAAUUCAAUACAAUUUAAAUUUUAUAGCCUGGUCUAUGCUAUUGUUGUGACCAUUUUAUUAUAUUAGCAGUUUGUCACAUUUUACUAUUAUUUCAAAUAACUCCAGUGAAAUGCCUUUUUAAAAAAAAGUGUAAUGAAUUAUGACCCUUAAAAAACAAUGGCUUCUUUGCAUUAAAGCUAUUCUUUGAUACUUCCUUUCUUCCUGAGAUGGCAAUAUGAGUGUUGACUUCAGGAAAACUUGUUUAGAAAAAAAAAACUAGCCAUGUUAUUAGUAGUUUCAGAAUGUUUGUCUGAGCGUAUUUCAUAUUAUUGUAAGUUUAAAGUGUUUGUACUAAAAACUGUAAGUGAUAUUGUCUCCACAGAAGACAGUAGAUUAAGAAGAAGAUAAGGCAUGAAAGUUUUGGAAACGAAGGCUGUUAUCUAAAUACCACCAAAACACCAAGAUAAAAUUUUAAAAUAAAAUGAAAACUUUGAAUAAUAUGGAUAUUUUGUGUAUAUAUAUAUAUAUAUAUAAUAUAUAUUCUAAGUCCUAGUCCUCUAUUUGUAUAGAAAAUAUCCAGAUGAUAAACUUUCACUUUCCAUACAGGUAUUUUGAUGUUAUAUAGACCUCCCAAAAUUUAUUCCUAUCACUACAUACUGGAUUUGGAAUAGAAAACAAUGACAAGUUGUUUCCCAAAAGGGGAAAUCAUUUUUUUUUCUUUUUAGAUAAAUAAAAUGUACUCAGUUGAUAAGUCUCUGUUAUGUUGUUAUUGAGGAUGGAAAGGUAUGGAAAAGUCUUGGCAGUUCGUAUUAUUAAUUUGUACUAAACAGAAAAUAUAAAAUAAAGCCUUUGUUUUCUAUAGUAACAGUAGAGCUGGUUAUACAUGAAGAAGCAAAGAGGAAAUAACUCUAUGUUAACUUGAAAGAGAAGUAUUUGUUGAGCUUUAUUGUGAUUGAAUUUUGAAUGUUUGGUUAAUGACCUUCCUUUGGAAUGACUGAGCUUAAAAUACUUUUGACAUCUAGCUCUAAAUAAUUCUAGACAAUAGGCAAAUCUUGCCUAAUUUAACGUCUUUUUAGGUCAAAUUGCUAGUGUUUGACUAGAGUUUAAUUGAAUAAAG
This is a messenger RNA of Monodelphis domestica (gray short-tailed opossum), 4960 nucleotides long. It is a transcript of the gene CTCFL, whose product is annotated as CCCTC-binding factor like. Gene Ontology annotation, molecular function: DNA-binding transcription activator activity, RNA polymerase II-specific; RNA polymerase II cis-regulatory region sequence-specific DNA binding. The record is from RefSeq and is a predicted model, not a curated record. Lineage: Eukaryota; Metazoa; Chordata; Mammalia; Didelphimorphia; Didelphidae. Gene Ontology annotation, biological process: regulation of transcription by RNA polymerase II. Gene Ontology annotation, cellular component: nucleus.